AACUGUCAGUAAUGGACAAUAACCUAAAAAAAAAUGAAAACAAACCAGCAAGAAUUUGAAAUCAAAUAAGAAUCUUAAGAGUAUAUAUUCAAUUUUUUGAAAUCAUAAUCGUAUAACACGCACACUACUUCAAAUAGGAUAUCAUUUUAAUAUUAAUCAUGAAUUUCUUACGUAACAUCAGGGGUUCCCACAAAAUAGUGAGCAACAUAAGGUCUUUUUCUUCCGAGAUGAACAAUGAACUAGUCAAUUCACCCAAGUUUCCUGGAUUAGUUAUUGCCAAACCGAAGAGAAGGCCAGAUGAAACUAUUGAAGAGAAGAAAGCACGGCUUUUAUAUCAAUCUAGAAAGAGGGGUAUGUUAGAGAACGAUCUGCUCUUGAGUACCUUCGCAUCUAAGUAUCUAAAAGAAUUCAACUCUGAACAAAUCAUUGAAUAUGACAGAAUGAUAAAUGAACCUUCCAAUGAUUGGGAUCUGUAUAAUUGGGCUCUUGGUGUGAAGCCAACCCCGAAAGAUUAUGACACUGAUGUUUUUCAACUAUUCAAGGAACAUGUUAAAAAUACAAAAAGGGAAACAAGAUUCAGGCAACCUGAUCUUUAUUAAAUCAAUGAAACCAUAGUGAUAUUUCCAUAGAAUUAUAUGAAUAGAUCUUGUUGGAGAGUUUA
Molecule: messenger RNA, 661 nt
Organism: Harmonia axyridis
Lineage: Eukaryota; Metazoa; Arthropoda; Insecta; Coleoptera; Coccinellidae
Product: succinate dehydrogenase assembly factor 2-B, mitochondrial-like
Exons: 4
Coding region: 159-599 (146 amino acids)
Biological process (GO): mitochondrial respiratory chain complex II assembly; protein-FAD linkage; mitochondrial electron transport, succinate to ubiquinone
Cellular component (GO): mitochondrion
Source: RefSeq, a predicted model, not a curated record